AAAACAUAGAUUAUACAAUUAAACGAGAAGGAAACAAAAAUAAAACAGCUGUUUUUAUUUUAAUGUACGAUACGUUUUAACACCAAAUCUUAAUAAAAUGAUAAAAAUGAAUACUUAGUGUUCUCAAAAUGUAACACAAAUAUCCUUAUUAAAUUUAAAACAAAUAGUUUAAUUACUAACCAAGGUGGAAAAUGAAAGAACACUAUGAGGAAAUUCGCAAUGAAAUAUUAAAUUGACUAUACAAUCACAAAAAUGAUGUCUCAGUGCUUUUUAAGGAGCAUGAAGUGUGAUGGCAACGAUUCGAAGCCGCCUGCGGUUAAAGAAAAAGUUAUGGCUUACGAGGAGAAAACCGUAGGUAGCACUCCCUUUUUCAAAUGCGAAGCGUGUCCUUACAUGGCUCUAGCUGAAGACGACAUUAAAUUUCAUCUGUUCACUGUGCACCCGGAGCUCGCGAAAACUAACGGUCUUGCGGAUAACAUACAUAUCCAAUGCCCAGGCUGCACUGACGUCUUCGAAACCGAAGAAACAUUGCGGACGCACCUACGUAACCAUCACAAAAUGGGAAUCAAAGACGUAAAGAAAAUGAUAAAAAGCCUCGUACAGAUUGCCUUAAAAAAUGCGAAAUUAAAAAAGGAAAAUAACGAUACAUCACAGUCCGCAAACACCCAGAGUGUUGACAUUAAAAUACCACAAGUAUUCGAAAUAGUCUCUGAUGCCAACUCCGCAAACGCCCUACCCAAAGCUGUAGCUUUCAUAUCAGUCGAUGAGUUACAGAAAAUGAGCACGCCAAAUUUCGAGAAUGUAGAUCCUAAAGAAAUAAUUCAAGAGGCAAGCAUUAACAUUGUAUAUACUAAUGAAGUAUCCACGCAGUAUGUAAACGUAGCUGAAAAUGGCACAUCAAACUCUCCUUGUAAUGUCAUUCAAGUAUCAAAUGUACCCCCAGAUUUGAUAUCGUCAAUACAACCUAGAAUACAAACUACAGAUAGUGCAAAAAUACCCCAACCUCAACGAGAAGCAGAAACAAUUACACCACCACAUAUCAGACAAGAAGAGCUAAGAGAACAGUCGGACUCGCAACAGAAACCAGUGAAGGAACUAGGCACAAUGUGCUCAAUCGCAGGAUGUCAAAUACGUUUAAGAGAUGAAAAUAACCUAUCAUACCACAGGAAAAGUCAUCAGAGCGGGAAAUUAAUAUGUCAAGAAUGUAUGAAAACAUUCCUCAAUGUAGACUCCCUACACAGUCACUUGUGGAAAGUACACACAAUAGACUUGGAGCUGCCGACGUGUGAAAUAUGCGGCUUUAAAACAUACAAAAAACAUAGAUUGCAUAAUAUACAUAUGAAAAUCCAUGGGAAAUUAAAAUUGUGUCUUUGUCCAAUAUGUUCGAAAUCAUUCAAGAAUGCAAAUCAAUUGUCAAAACAUAAAUUAACACACAAAAAAGACACAUCGCCCCUGAAGUGUCCGAUAUGCCCUCGGGAGUUCAGCAACGGCAGGCAACUAAGAGAGCAUGUCACAGCGGUUCAUGAAAAACUGAAGCCAUACAAAUGCCAACAUUGUGACUAUACUGCAGCUCGUAAAGGAGAGAUGAAGUUACAUAUGAGAUCUCAUACAGGCGACAAACCGUACUCCUGCAACAUUUGCAGCUACAGGUCCGCGGACCACAACGCAAUGCGCAGACACAAGAAAAUGCAUUCUAAAGAAGGCGUCUACAAAUGCAAGCACUGCCCUUAUACAUCGAUUCAAUCUACAUCUUUUGCCUACCACAUGAUGUCCAGACACCCCAAAUUAAGUUCGAUAGAAUUACAUAGGUGUCCCUACUGCUCUUUCAAAUCAAUAAACAAGGAUAAGUAUGUCACGCAUUUGACCAACCACGCCGACAAAGAGGGAGUCCAAUUAUUAUUAGAAAUGGCGAAAGGGAUGAAAUCGAACAAACUUAGCUGGACCAUACCAAGUGAAACGGAAAAAAACGUCCAAGAGAACGAUGAAGGUUUGAACGAUGCUUCGAAAACGGUUAACGAAAUUCCUAUAGAAGUUUAUGAUUGUGACAGUCUAUCCGAAGGUAUACCGCAAGAUUAUUCGAAGAAUUACUGCGCAACGGCUACAAAUGAAGUGGAACCAUCGAGCUACGACACUCAGACUUUGGGAUCGCACGUAAACAAAGAAGACAAUAACUCUGAUUGCAUUAUAUCCGAAAGCUCAAACGAUACUGUGGUCAAUAGACAUCAAUACGUGCCGCAGCAUUUGCAGAUAUCGUUCGAGAACAAUGACUCGAAUCUGCACUUCCUCAAUCCGUCCGUUUCGUUGGAACAAAGCAUUCUACAGGACAACAACGUGAAUUCGCUUGCGCCAAUCACAUUAGCCAAUGACUUGAGCAAUAACAUUAUGAGUAAUUUUCCUAUACGGCUACCAAUUAUUCCUCAAAGCUCUCAAACCAAUAAUAUAAUGCUGAAACCGGUCAACAAAAUAUCUCUUCCGCCUACUAAAGUAACCGGGCCAAUAAUAAAACCAACGCAAAUUCUUCCGGUGCCUGUCUUAAGCAACUCUCCUGUGAAUAUGUCCAUUGACGAGGGAGCACCACGGAAAAAGCCCAAAAUAUCAGUAAAAAGCAAUUUAAUAUUAAAAGGUCCGGACCAAGUGAACAUGUUUCAUUCACAGCAGAAGAUGGCCUUUAGAAGGCUAGAAGAUAAUGAGAGAUACGGCCUUGGAGGGCCAGUUACUUUUAAUAACUUGAUUACUACACAGUUUAUGUUACCACCGCAGUCCAAUUUAGGCGAGCCAGCGACGGAUAUGAUGUCGUAUCCUCAAGAAGGUUUAAUGUCAGAUUCGACACCCACGCCAAGCGAUUCUGGUAUAGCUGAAGACUCUCAAAUGUUCUCAUUUAAUUCGCCAAUUAACGUUAAUUCCAUUAACAUGCUUCAGACCUCUGAAAAGAUUCAAAACAGCGAUCCGAGCUACAUUAAACUGGAGGCAACUAUUAAGCAGAACACGCAAUCUCCUAGCUUAGAGCGCAUGUGCAACGCUAAUAUACUUAAUAACCCGGCUAUGACCAGAGAGUACAAAGCCUCUCCGCCUUUAGAAGAUAUACACAAGAACAUGAAUGAGAUAAAAAACGAAGUGAAAUCGGAUUCAUUUUACAACAUAGCUCUAAAUACCACGGCAGUAAAUCCACCGAUAAUAGAACAGUUUCUUAUAGACAAUAUAAUGGGAGAACAGUACUCUGGACAUAUGGACUUACCAAACACCUUGAUACAGGAUUUGCCUGAAUUGGAAGAUGAUGUCAUCGAGAUAGACGACAAUUCUGACGACAACAAAUUGCUCCCGCGUUUCGACAUGAACAAUUUCCAUUUGGAAUCUUUGUGUUCUAUGCACAACGAUUAUCAUUUCUUGGAAAGCGAGUCCGGUCCGAACAAGGUUCCCGCUGAUCUGACGGUGGCCGACAUGAAUAGAAUGGUACAGGAGGUGCCGAUCAUAAAUCAAAAAGACAAUUCAAAAAUUCCGAAUGACGUUGCGAAUGGUGAUUUUGUGUAUUUUAUUCAAGGGAAAAACGAUCCAAUGAUGAACACGUCAGUGCGACAAACGACUAACAAAAUAAACGUAAAGAACAUUGAACUUAUGAAGAAUUAAGUUUUAUUUGUAGGAAAUGAUAUUUAUGCCUUUAAUGUUCCAUUUGGUUCUAGAUCACACCUUCACUCUAGGGGCAUCCAUUAAUUAUGUUAGUUCGAAGUAAGUGCCUAUUAAACUGUCAUCAAAUCUCAUUGAAACUGGAAAAGGCAUAACUGAAAAUCUCAUUUUGAAAGAAAAAUAUCUUACGUAAUUAAUAGAAGCCCCCAUAUAAGAUAUAAUUUGUAUAUAAUGUGAAUAUUUAUUGAAAGACUGCCUAUUACAAUUAUAUAAAAAAUAAA
Molecule: messenger RNA, 3902 nt
Organism: Bombyx mori (domestic silkworm)
Lineage: Eukaryota; Metazoa; Arthropoda; Insecta; Lepidoptera; Bombycidae
Exons: 3
Coding region: 253-3624 (1123 amino acids)
Biological process (GO): regulation of gene expression
Cellular component (GO): nucleus
Source: RefSeq, a predicted model, not a curated record